Telopea speciosissima is the source of this 1162-nucleotide messenger RNA. Its product is annotated as protein trichome birefringence-like 38. The record is from RefSeq and is a predicted model, not a curated record. Gene Ontology annotation, cellular component: Golgi apparatus. The transcript has 5 exons. Lineage: Eukaryota; Viridiplantae; Streptophyta; Magnoliopsida; Proteales; Proteaceae. Bases 5 to 1114 code for a protein of 369 amino acids. Gene Ontology annotation, molecular function: O-acetyltransferase activity.
AGAAAUGGGAAUUGGGUUUCAGAAUCAUUUCUCUUAUUUUUCUGUUCUUUGUUGUAUUUCAACAUGUCUUCACCUUGCCACUCCAAAACCAGAAUCAGAUCAUGAGGAUUUUAGAAACAUAGAAGCAUUGGCAUCAAGCAGCUGCAAUAUCUACCAAGGGAGUUGGGUGACUGGUUCAUCUCCUUUCUACGACACUUCAAGCUGCCCCUUCAUUGACAAAGAAUUUGAUUGCCAGAAGAAUGGACGAGCAGACAAACUCUAUCUCAAUUACAGAUGGAAACCAAAUUCCUGUGACUUGCCAAGAUUCGACGGUCUAGAUUUCUUGAAGAGAUUAAAGGGAAAGAAAAUCAUGUUUGUGGGGGACUCACUGAGUGAUAAUCAGUGGCAGUCUUUGACAUGUAUGCUUCACACUGCAGUGCCACAAGCAAAGUAUAACUUGGCAAAAAAGGGAGACAUUUCCACCUUUACAUUUCCUGACUAUGGAGUGUCGGUGGUGUUUAAUCACAACGUGUUCUUGGUGGAUGUGGUUACGGAAAAGAUCGGCCGAGUUUUAAAGCUUGAGUCAAUCACGAGUGGCGAUUCAUGGAGAAACGCUGAUGUUUUGAUCUUUAACACUUGGCAUUGGUGGGUUCACAAAGGCCAAAAACAACCAUGGGAUUACAUUGAAGAUGGAGGAAACACAUAUAAAGAUAUGGAUCGUUUGGUUGCUUUUCAGAAAGGACUCACAACUUGGUCUAAAUGGGUUGACACAAACAUCAAUCCAGCUACAACCAGAGUCUUCUUUCAGGGAAUUUCACCAACCCAUUACCUAGGUAAGGAAUGGAAUGAACCGAAGGGAACCUGCAAGGGGCAAACACAGCCUGUAAGUGGAUCGAGUUAUCCAGGAGGAUCACCUCCGGCGGCGGCGGUGGUGAAGAAUGUUUUAAGUAAGAUGUCGAACCGGGUGGAAUUGCUGGACGUGACGACAUUGUCGGAGCUGAGGAAAGAUGGGCACCCAUCUGUUUAUGGAAUGGAUGGAAAUGAUUGUAGCCAUUGGUGUCUUGCUGGUGUUCCUGAUACCUGGAACCAUCUCUUGUACGCAUCUAUCGUCCUUAACAGUGCUGGCAAACAAUAAUUGCCAUUACCCUAAAAUUGCUUUUUGAUUAAUUGUUUGAUGGAAAGA